Candidozyma haemuli is the source of this 3636-nucleotide messenger RNA. RefSeq names its product mRNA-binding translational repressor (gene SSD1). Gene Ontology annotation, biological process: mRNA catabolic process. Gene Ontology annotation, cellular component: exosome (RNase complex); P-body. The transcript has a single exon. Gene Ontology annotation, molecular function: RNA binding; 3'-5'-RNA exonuclease activity. Lineage: Eukaryota; Fungi; Ascomycota; Pichiomycetes; Serinales; Metschnikowiaceae. The coding region runs from base 1 to 3636 and encodes 1211 amino acids. The record is from RefSeq and is a predicted model, not a curated record.
AUGUCCGGCUCAGAUUCUCCAGGCCACCAAGGCCGUAAAAAGAACCUUUACAUUGCCCACCGCCGCUCGCCGUCUGAGUUGACCACGUUGAUGGUGGAACAGUAUAACCUCCAGCGGCAGUUGGAGGCCGUCCAGUCUCAACAGAAACAGCUUCUUCAGCAGCAAGAGGGCCACCUGAGGCUGCCUUCGUUGGGCCAUCGCCGCUCGGGCUCGGCCUCGUCCCAGAACCAGGGUGGAGGCGGCGGCGGCGGCCAGGGCCAGGGCCACGCUAGACGUCACUCCUUGGGCUUAAACGAGGCCAUCAAGGCGGCUGCCAACCAGCGCCAGGCUCAGAAUCCGCCUCCUCCGGCCAUUUCCACUCCUGAUUCCCCAUACCAGUCUCUGCAGCAACUGCUGCCUCCUGGCGAUAUUGCCCAAUUCCGGUUUCCCUCCACCAACUAUGCUGCUGCCGCCAGUGCCGGUCCGUCCGAGGGAUCUCCUAGAGGCCACUCCCGGUCUCGUUCCGCCCAUGGCCAGCAACUGUUUAAGUUUCCUCCUGAAAAUAACCCCUUACACCCUCCCGCUCCGGCCUUUUCCAGCCUUUCUCCUGAACGUGGCCAGGGCCACCUGAGACGCUCCUCCCACUUCCGCCUGAACCUGAAAAAUGACUCUAGCAUCAAUUCGAAUUGGCGUUCCCAGCAACAGCCGGCUUCUCAUCAACGCACACAACUGUCGUUAGAACCCCCUCUGUUUUUCGUUCCGGGCCAUAAAGGCCGUGGGUCUUCCUUUGGCGGCGGCCUGGUGCUGUCCUUGUCGCAAUUCAUGCCCAACCAGGGCAAUCAAGGUGGCGGAAGUGGCCGGAAAUCCCUUUUCGCUCCCUACUUACCCCAACUGUCAUUGCCUGAGUUAAUCAACGAUGGGCGUCUUGUCGUCGGCACUUUGCGGGUCAACAAGAAGAACCGUUCCGAUGCAUACGUGUCCACGGAUGGUCUUCUUGACGCCGACAUUUUCAUCUGUGGCUCUAAGGAUCGUAAUCGUGCCCUUGAAGGUGAUCUCGUGGCUGUUGAGUUGUUGGUUGUGGAUGAAGUUUGGGACUCCAAGAAGGAGAAGGAAGAGAAGAAGCGCCGCAAGGACAAUACAUUGACCAAGAACAAUGCCACCUCCGUGUUGAGUGAUGACAUUCAUAAUGACGCUACUUCCACUCUGCCCGGAAAUGAUGACUCUAAAGCCGAAAACGAUGGCGAAGGCCUUGGCAGAAGAGGCUCUCUCAAGCAGAGACCUACCAUGAAGAAGAACGAUGACGUCGAGGUUGAAGGCCAGGCUUUACUUUUGGUUGAAGAGGAGGAGAUUAAUGACGAAGUAAAGCCUUUAUACGCUGGCCACGUCGUUGCUGUUGUUGACCGUAUCCCUGGCCAGAUUUUCGUCGGUACUCUCGGACUCUUGAGACCAGCACAGGCUGCUCAGGCUGCCAUUGAUAAGAAAUCUGGUAAGGAGCCUUCUGUUCAAACCCCCAAAGCACCAAAGAUUGUAUGGUUCAAGCCUACAGACAAGAGAGUGCCCUUGAUUGCUAUCCCUACCGAACAGGCUCCAAAGGAUUUCGUCGAGAAUCACGAGAAAUAUGCUGACCAAAUGUUUGUUGCAUCCAUCAAGAGAUGGCCAAUCACUUCUUUGCAUCCUUUUGGAACCUUGGUUGACAAGUUGGGCAAGGUUGAUGAUGCUGGAGUUGAGAUUGAUGCUAUCUUCAGAGACAAUAACUUCUCUUGUGACGAAUACCCAUCGAGCCUUGAUGGUGACGAUGGGUACUUACAAUCCCUUUUAAACUCCGUACCAAGCGUGGAGACCGAGUUGGCCAACCCCAACAGAGCUGAGUUCUUCAACGACUACGUUAUCGCAUUCACCGAGGACAACCAGUUCAUCGACCACGCCAUGCAUGUCAAGCGUCUCAGUAACACUAUCAUUGAGUUGGGAUUCCACGCUGUUGAUAUCUCUCAUUUCGUCCAGCCUGGAUCCACAUUGGAGAGAAAGGCAAAGAAGAUUUCUUCCUCCGUUUUCUUGCCUCAGAAGGCUGCUCAUUUAUACCCUGCUGAAUUUAAUGACUUGAUUUCUUUCAAGGAUAAUGAAAAGAGCUUGGCCGUUUCUGUCACUUUUGAAAUUGACACCACCUCUUUUGAGGUUGAGAACGUUCAUAUCCGUGAGUCUGUGGUCAUCCCUAAGCUGACGGUAUCCUUUGACGAUGUGGAUGCCAUCUUGGGUAACGGCGCUGUGAACAGUGAAAUCACCUCUGCUACAUGUGACUACAUCAAGACAUUUGCCCUUAUUGCAAAAGAGUUCCGCCGUCAGCGUUUGAGUGACAGGACUCUAGGCAUCAGCCCCAGCUUGACCCUCUUGGACCAACUUGAUGAUGAGAAGGUCAGAUUGCAUUUGAACAUUUUCGAGAGCAGUUUCGCUUUGAGAAUUGUUUCCGAGAUUGGCCACAAGGUUAACUCCACAAUUGCUGCCAAGGUGCACGCUACUUUGGGAGAUGAAGCCUUCUUGCGUCGCCUGGCAUUGCCAACUUUGCAGAAGAUUGAGAACUUCUCCAAGAAGGCAUACAAUUUGGGAUUCAAGAUUGAUACCUCCACUUCCAGCAGCAUCCAGCUGUCGAUCUUGAAGAUCGAUGACCCUCUCAAGAGGCAAUGCAUUGAAACCUUGUUAUACAAGUGUAUGCCUCGGGGCAAGUACUACAUUGCUGGCAAGCAAGAUUCCGAAAACUUCUCGCAUUAUUAUUUGAACUUAUCACUCUACACUCAUUUCACAUCUCCGUUGCGCAGGUUUGCCGACCUUAUUGUUCACAGACAGGUGAAGCAGGUUAUUAAUGCUACUGAGCGUGAUAAGGCGCCCGAUUUGGACGCUUUGAAGGCGAUUUCCGAUUAUUGCAAUUUCAAGAAGGAUUGUGCAGCCAAUUCUCAGUACCAGGCAAUCCAUUUGUUGUUGUCUCAAACCAUCAAUGAGAUGAGCGAACAUGCUGGUCAAUUGUUGGUGAUGGGUACUGUUCUCCAGGUGUACGAGUCAUCGUUCGACGUUUACAUUCCAGAGUUUGGUAUUGAAAAGAGAGUGCACGGUGAUCAAUUGCCCUUGGUGAAGGCGGAAUUCGACAAGGCCAACCGUGUGCUUGAAUUGUUCUGGGAAAGAGGCGUUGACCUGGCUACCUACAUUCCUCCAGAUGAAAAGUCGGCGUUGAGCUACAGAUCUUCCAUCAAGAACAAGUACCGUACGUCUGCUCUGGAAGCUGCCAAGAUCCAGAGAAAGAGUGCAUUGGAGCGGAACAACAACAUUGUCCCUGAUAGCAUUAUCGAGAAAUUGGGAGCGAUGCAUAUCGAUGUGCCCAAGGUCACCACACCUCAGGUGAAGAAUACCUGGCAAUCGAUGCCUUCGUCCCCAUCGCGGACCCUGUUUGGUGGAACCAGCCGGCCAUCGUCCGGAUCAUUCCUUGACGCCAAACCUGACGACGGCGGGUUGAGCCCUUACUUACAAGACGUAAUCACUCGCGUGGAAAACAAGUCUUAUAUCCAAGAGAUUCGUGAAAUGCAGCCGGUGCCGGUAUUGUUGAGGGCAGAAAUCGGCAUGGCGUUGCCAUGCUUGACGGUACGGAUCUUGAACCCGUUUGCCGACGCAUAA